AUGAGCAAUUCACUUUGUCCUCGCUACCGUGGCCUGUCGACUUAUGAAAAGGAGUACCUUGCCAUUGUGGUGGUUGUAGAGCAGUGGCGUCCUUACUUACAACAUGCAGAAUUUGUGAUUCAUACUGACCAAAAGAGUUUGGCACCUGGAAGAGCAGCGGCUGUCCACACCUUGGCAGCAAAAAUCUUUCAUAAAACUUCUGGGCCUCCAAUAUCGCAUCCAUUACAAGAAAGGCACUCAUAA
Messenger RNA from Triticum turgidum subsp. durum (durum wheat), 243 nucleotides. The record is from the annotation of a GenBank genome assembly. Lineage: Eukaryota; Viridiplantae; Streptophyta; Magnoliopsida; Poales; Poaceae.